Molecule: messenger RNA, 6600 nt
Organism: Lymnaea stagnalis (great pond snail)
Lineage: Eukaryota; Metazoa; Mollusca; Gastropoda; Lymnaeidae
Source: the annotation of a GenBank genome assembly
GGAAAACAGACUGUUUUAGCCGGGGAUAAUAAAAAGGUAACAAAAAAUAGUAAACAAUUCUAAACUUUGUAAUUGUGAUUAAUGGACGAUAAAAUAAUAAAAAUAUUCAACAAAAAUUCUUUCAGUGGAGGUAAAGAAUAAACAAAUAGAUGCCCUUAAUUGAUAACACAAUGUUGUGAUUAAUGGUAAUAACGUCUUUUUAAAAUCAUUUAAAAAUUAUAAGUCUUUAGCACGAUAGCUUUUGCAACAUUUGUUAGAAGUAAGUACGUACAUGCCAAAUUUUUUAAGGAAAAUAUUUUCACAUCCUGGUGGUUAUGUGUUAAAUCCAAUGGGUGGAGUGGGUUGUCAGAAAUAUGAACUUUCAUUUUUUAAAAUCUGAGCAGAUACUGACCAUUUGUUAUCCUCCUGAUGUUAUCGAUGAUGGAAAUAAAACAAAUGUGCACAGCCAAGGAGGUACGUUUUUGAAUGCUUUAUAAUAUAAUCAAUAAAGGAUUUAAACAGAAUUUAAAUACAAUAAAUACAAUUUCUUUGGCCAUUCCAUUAGUGUUGCUGCAUUUGUAAAUAUUUCAAAUUAAGUAUAAUAAAUAUCAUAUGUCAUAUUGGUCAAUAUAUAAUAUAUAUAUAUAUAUAUAUAUAUAUAUAUAUAUAUAUAUAUAUUAUUAAAAAAUAUAUACAUAUUUGUCUAUAUAUGGCCCUCACAUAUUUUUAUAUAUAGAGAACUUUUUUUAUUUGUAAAUAUUUCAAAUUAAGUAUAAUAAAUAUCAUAUGUCAUAUUGGUCAAUAUAUAAUAUAUAUAUAUAUAUAUAUAUAUAUAUAUAUAUAUAUAUAUAUACUAUUAAAAGAUGUCAACAUCUUUGUCUACAUGGGGCCCUAACAUAAUUUUAAAUAAAGAGCACUUUUUUGGGCAUUUUCCAAAGAAUUUAAAAUGAAAUUUAAGAAAAAAUGUUUGUUAGUUAUCCAACCUAAAAUAUUACAGCUGUAGAAUGAUAAAGAUUAAAUUAUUUUGGUACCAUGGGCCUAAAUAGUAAUAGUUUAUAAGGCAAUAUAUUUGCAAAUUCUGUUCUGUUUUAAUGGGACACUUUAAAAAAAAAUUACUUUAAUAUUUAUCUGAUUGAUUUAUGAUGAGGUAAGCAUUCCUAAUGAUAGGUUAAUUAGUUAUUUUAUGAAAGUAGUCCAGGCAUGAGUAAGAAAGAAUCGCUGACAUAGAAACUUGUGUGAACAAAGGGGACUAAUAUUUGGUAGAGUGGGAAACAGAAGGACUAAUAGAAUGAAAGGGAAAGCAGUCUAGUCCAGUUAUCCCUUUAUUGCAUUGUUUUUUUUUUGGCUAAGUUUGUUAGUGAAGCUUACUAUACUUAUUGACUUGGUGCUAUUAUUUGUGCUAGUGUUUGUAAUGAUGACAAAGUGAAUUAAGUGUGUUAGUGAGAUAAACGUUAAAUAGUUUACAACUGAAAAACACUUUGCAUCAGAUGUUAUUAUUGUGCACUGGCGUAAAUGUCAUACCAUAGACCACAAAGACACCAAUCACAAUUCUUGUUAUUCCCUCUCUAAGAUUGCCCAUUCUGAAUGAUGAUCCUAAUUCAUUGUAAUUGAUAAACGGGCAUAUCUUUAGGAUUGGUCAAUGAUCUCUUUAAAUCAAACAUAUUUUCAUAGUUAUAUUUGGUCUUUAAAUGCAUCUUGAAUAUUAACAGAAGGAGCCUAGCCCCGAAAUUCAAUGUUUACAAGAGUAAUUAUAAAUCUUACAUUUUAUUUACCAAAAUGAACAUUUUAAUUGACGAGUUUGCAAAGGAUUUUUGUCAAGACCCUGGCUAGUAACGAUUUAGAAGGAUUUUUUUCAGAGUACAAACCAGAGCAAAACUUGGCUGCUUAACUGCAAUCAUAUUCUAUUCUUUUAAGAGAUGGAAAUAAACAUUGUACCAUUUUUAAAAACAACAGUUCAAUGCAUUGUAUUUGAAUGGGAGGGUGGACAAUAGAUCACAAGUUCAGUGACGUGCAUAAAGAGUGCUUAUCCGACCUCGGGGUUCUUUUAUAAAUUUUUAUUGUGAUCUUGAUAUAAUCAAAGUGUCUAGUUAAACAACAAGGAUGUACCUAUGCACACUGCCACUGUAAAUUACAAUUGAAUCGCUAGACUAAAGUAUAUGUUGGGAUCAAUUUCCAGAUACUGAGCAAGUUUUACUAGGCCGAAACCUUUUCUUUUUCAUCUUAAUUGAAAAUAUAUUUUAUAAUUAAUUUAUUAUUUUAAUUUAUAACAGUCUUAUUAUUAUUAUUUUUUAAAAAUAUUUAUAGUCUUUUUAACUGUUUUAACUUGAACAAGAUGUGCUGGCCUUUAGACUCAUAAUCAAAAGACGUAAAACUACGUUAAGAUAAGCCAUAUCUUAGGCUCCAAAAAAUGUUUUACAUUGAAACAAGUGAUUAUUACAAACUCUUGCGACCAACGCGCAUUAAAUAAUUUUGUUUAAAAAAUUUCGAUAAAUACAACUUGCUUAUACACACAUUAAAUAUAGGCCUAUAAAUUUAUACUUACAAAAUUUAAAAACACACUUUAAACAUAAAAAUUGAGUAAAUUAAAUUAAUUUGUAUUUUAAUUAUGACAUAUUUUAUUCUUUUCAUUUUAAAUUUAUCUUUUUAAGUAUAUUUUAAAUUAUUAUUCUUAACAAAGUCAUCUUUAAUUAAAAUUUAAAAAGUAAAAAUACUUUGUGACACAAACAUGUAGGUCUACAUAUUUUGAACAUCUUUCAAAUUAUCAUUAAAAUCUAAAAUCUGAAAUAGUAUACAGUAUACAUGUUUAUAUUUCAGCUAAUACACGAAAACGUAAAACACCUUCUGCUAAAAAUUUAAAACAGUCCCCGGUAUCUGGUGAUAAUAAACAGGUAACAAAUUCAAAGCUGAUUUUAACUUAAUUUCAUGAGUAUAGCUAGCAUGUGAAUUUUUUAACAGAAACUAAAUUUUUCAGAAAAGGCAGCUAGUAAACAGUAAAAUAACCUAGAUAUUGAAAUAAUAAAAUAUAGCAGUAGAUGUAGCAUGGGAUUAUAAACAGGUUUAUAUUAUACGUUAAGUCUUUAAAUUUAAAAUAAUCUAAAAUCAGCUAGCAGUGAGUAUUAAGCUGUGAGUAGCGAGCAGCAAGUUGCAAGCAACGAGUUGCAAGAAGCAAGUAGUGAGUAGCUAUAGGCCUAUUCAGUUUUAUAACAGUAAAAGUUCUUGCUCAUGGUCACAGCUAAUAAGUUAAUAAUUUAUUAGCUUUCAUAAUUUAUGAAAUAUAAUAAAAAAAUUGUUAGCAUUAGUUAUAAAAUAUUUAACAUCUUAUUAAGCUAAGUGUUACAUCAGAAGUAUCUAACUGCCAUAUUGACAUUUAACAGCUAAAAACAAAAUUUCUUAAAUCUAUAUAAAAUGAUCUGUAAUACCUGAUGAUGAUGAAGUGUUUGAAAAAAUUGUACCUUAUGAAAUUAUUUUUAUUUACUCAAUAGAGAGAGUUAACUAAGAUUAAAACUUUUUUUUUUAAACUGAGCAGAUAUUUUAUUAUUCUAAUAAGAACAAUGACAUAAUGAACCAAAUGUAGAUGAACAAGCUUGUAAGAUCUAAAUUUGUUUAAUAUGAGAGUGCUUAAGAGAUAAUAAAGGAUUUUAGAAAUAAAAAUAAUAAGAUGAAUACAUUACAUUUUAUAAUGUUUACUUAUAGAUCAAAUCGAUGGUAAUAAAUGUAUUAUUGUUUGAACAUCUACCUUAAAUCUGAAUAAUAAUAUAUAUGUAGAUCUAUAUUUUUGGUUAUUUAUAUAUAUAGGCCUACAUAUAAAUAUAUUUAGGCCUACAUAUAAAUAUAUUUAGGCCUACAUAUAAAUAUAUUUUAGCUAAUUCCAAAAAUCACAAAAAACUUUCUGUUAAAAAAUAAACCCCUCUCAGUUUCUUGAGAUAAUAAACGGGUAAAAAGAAUAAGUAUUAGUACAAACUUGUUAGUAUUAGUGUUUUUUAAUGAAAAAAAAUCGGAAUUUUGAAAAGAAAUGUUUUGAGUGUAGGUAAAUGACCUUAGUUUUAACAACUAUAAUAUAGAAGUAGUAGGCGAUUAUAAAUAGGUAAAUAUUAAAAUUAGAUUUUUAUUAUGUAUUAUAAAUGAUCCUUCAAAAAUAACAAUAGACUAAACAUUUAUAAAGAAAUGUUUUCAUGAAAGGAUGUAUAGCUUUGACAAACAUUUAAAAAUAUAUGUAUUUAUUUAAGCAGAUACUUGAUCCAUGUCUUCCUAACAAUGAGGCCAAAGAACCUAAUAAGAAUGAACAAAAUGGUAUGUUUUAAAUAUACAAAUGUGACAACUACUUAACUUAAGGAUUUUUAUUUAAAAAUAAGGAGUUUUAAUUCAAUAACUUCUAUUUUGUUUUGUAGUUCAAGGUGUACAUUAAAAUACAUUGUAGUAAUUAGUAAUGACUAGGGAUUAAAUACUUAGACUUAUAUGUAAUAAAUAAAAAGUAUUGACUAUUUAAAAACUAUUAAAUAUUUUUUAACUUUAAAAAUAAACAAAAAAUUGUGUUUUUUUAAUUAAUAAAAACUAAAUCAAGAUAUUAUAUAAUAUGAAUUAAAAUUCAAUGUUGGCUAUCUUUGAUUAUUUUAGUUUCCCAUAGUCUAAGAUAAGUAUUAUUAUGCAUUGCUGUCUCAAAAUUUAUACACAUACAAUUUAAUAUUUGGAAAGUUAAAAAUUAAUUUCAAUGAUUAUUCUUUGCAAUUCCCUCUAAAUUUUUAAUCCUAAUUUCAUCGAAGAUUACUUCUAUAAAAUUAGUUACAUUUUUUAUAUUUGAGUUGAAUUAUGAAUUCUAAUGUCUUAAAACAAUGGAACAAAAAGUUAAAUACUUAGUUGUAGAAUGUGUUUUAGGGCCACACUUAGAAUUAUUAGAUAAAAUAUAGAGUAAUACAUUUAUUAUUGUCUGUACAUAAAUAUUUCAGUUCGUGCAAAAAAACGCAAGAAAUCCUCCGCUAAAAAAUCCAAACAGACCUUAUUAUCUGGGGAUGAUAAACUGGUAAAAAAGCUUAACUCUUGUUAAUUAAAACUCAGUAUUUAAAAAAAAAACAACUAAUAUAGUUUUUAAUUCUUAACAGACAUAUUAUACCUUUAUGCUAUACCUUUUGACAAUUACUUAGCAUAAAACUAGUUUGGUUUAAAAAAAAUUGAUUUUCAAUUACCAAUAUAUAAUAAUUUCUACCAAAUUAUUGUGAUUUUAAUAAAAAAAAUGUUUAUUUAUUUAAGGGCAAAUUUUCAAAAAACAUUUUAUCCUCUUAAUCAAAUUUGAUUUAGUGGAAAAAUUAAACUUUUUUUAUGCAAUCACCAGGCACUACAUCCAUCUGAUGCUAACAAUAAAGGUAAAGGGACCAAUGCAAUUGAUAAGAUUGUAAGCUAUACAAUCUUACAUAAUGACUAUCAAAUGUCGAAAUAUGGUUUAUUAUAAGUAUCAGAUUAUUAUCUGGAUAUUUUCAAUUAUUUCAUUGAAGAGUUGAAAUAUAAUAUAUUAAAAAUGGAAAGAUUACACUUUCACUUGUUUUCAUUAAUUCAGACACAUAAAAACUGUAUUUGUGUCUUAUUAAUUUCUAUAAACAGCAGAUAAUAAAUACUGCUUUAUUAAUUUUGUUUUCAAUUAUGUUUAACAUAAUAUGUAGAAACAAUUUUAUUUUUUUAAAAGCAAUUGAUCAUUAAUUUUGAAUUUUUUUUUUACCACAUGAAAAAUAAUAUUUGUGCAUUUUGAAUUUUAAAUAAGCUACUAAACAUAUCUAUCGCUUAAACUUACUUUGCACUAUUUAAUUGCGAUAUGUUUAUUCUACAUCAGAUUCCAACAAUUUGUCACCUUGCAAGAAACACAAAUCGGCUGUGUCUCUUCAAUUAAAAGAUUGCCGGAAAUAUCCCGGCCAUCCGAAAUUCUACCCAUUUUAUGACUUUAGUUAUCUUGAUCUACAACACCCCUACAAUAACGAGAGACAGUUUAAUGAUCUUGUCAGGGCCCUGGGCAACCUUGUUGUUAAGGUAUACUUUAUAGGAACGAGCCCCGACAGACCACCUGUGUACAUGGCAACAACAGAGGAAUGCAAGGGCACCGGGAAUAUUGUGUCAUCAGUAAUGAAAAGGAAAAAGGAUUCCAUGCAUUGUCCAUUACUUGAAUGUGAGGUCUGUAAGGAACAUCCUGGCAGUCAAUGGGGGGAAAUAACAGUGGACACGGCAGCUCAUGUUGUGUGUGAUGACCACGAGGUUAAGAGAACUAUUUGUGUACUUGAUUAUAAUGAUGAGAAUGCCAUAGUAAAAAUUUUACAGGGUGUCAGAAAAAAUAAAAUCAGUGAGGUGAAUGACACAUGCAAGUUCAUGUGUGUCACUCAUGAUACGAAGCUUGUGGGUGAGCUGAGAAAGAAAAUAAAAUCCUUGCAAAAAAUUCAUGAACAACUUUACAAAAAAUAUGUGACUUUGACACAGAACAAUCUUGUUAUACUUGUAUCUCACCCACACGGGUGUCAAAAACAUGUCACAUUUGGACAGUAUACGCGAAAAUAUGUUUCAAAAAGGUUACGAAGUAAGACAUAUUACACCAAAUACAAAUAUAACCUACCUUCCUGCCCUGGUAGUAGUGGAGCCCCCAUUUAU